CUACUGCUGGCCUUGCUGACUGUGGCCACCAAAGCCAAGGUGUUCAGCUAGUGCAAGCUGGCUCACGUGCUCCAGGAAGAGGGGCUGGAUGGUUACAGGGGCUACAGCCUUGCUAACUGGCUCUGCAUGGCUUUUUAUAAGAGCACCUUCAACACGGCAGCUCAGAGCAUCAAAGGGGAUGGCAGUGCCCACUACGGCAUCUUCCAGUUCAGCAGCCAGCUGUGGCACACCAGUGACCGCAGACCCUCAGACAAUCACUGCAGGAUGGCUUGCAGGAGCAUGAAAGCACUGCCUCUCCAGGGCCAGCCGCAGAAGAAGCAGCCUGAGGCCUCCCUCUCUGCCCAACUUCACUCCCUGGCCAAAAUGGAGCUGGGGGAUCUGCUAUUUAGUAACAUAACUGAUGACAUAAUCUGUGCCAAAAGAAUUAUGUUAAAUCCACAAGGAAUGAAUGCCUGGGAAGGCUGGGCAAUGCACUUCAGGGGACGAGACCUGUCUGAGUGGGUGGAAGGAUGUGACCUGCGAGAAAGUCCCCAGCUCAGCUCCUCUGCAGCUGAUGGGGCUGCCUCUACUCUUCUGCAAGGGGAGGGCUUCCCCCUUGCUGCACAAUACUUCUCAGUUAGUAUUUGCAAACCAAAUACAUUCAACAAGGUAUAA
This is a messenger RNA of Falco peregrinus (peregrine falcon), 654 nucleotides long. RefSeq names its product lysozyme C, milk isozyme. The transcript is spliced from 4 exons. Lineage: Eukaryota; Metazoa; Chordata; Aves; Falconiformes; Falconidae. The annotation marks the transcript as partial. The record is from RefSeq and is a predicted model, not a curated record. Gene Ontology annotation, molecular function: lysozyme activity.